AUGCUGUCAUCCUUGGCAGGCAGGACACCCACCAGUCCCCUGUACCCCCACCAUGUCCUCUCAUCCAGCAGGCAGGACACCCACCAGUCCCCUGUACCCCACCAUGUCCUCAUCCAGCAGGCAGGACACCCACCAUUCCCCUGUACCCCACCAUGUCCUCUCAUCCAGCAGGGGACACCCACCAGUCCCCUGUACCCCACCAUGUCCUCUCAUCCAGCAGGCAGGACACCCACCAGUCCCCUGUACCCCACCAUGUCCUCUCAUCCAGCAGGCAGGACACCCACCAGUCCCCUGUACCCCACCAUGUCCUCCUCAUCCAGCAGGCAGGACACCCACCAUUCCCCUGUACCCCACCAUGUCCUCUCAUCCAGCAGGCAGGACACCCACCAGUCCCCUGUACCCCACCAUGUCCUCUCAUCCAGCAGGCAGGACCCACCAGUCCCUGUACCCCACCAUGUCCUCAUCCAGCAGGACACCCACCAGUCCCCUGUACCCCACCAUGUCCUCAUCCAGCAGCAGGACACCCACCAGUCCCCUGUACCCCACCAUGUCCUCUCAUCCAGCAGGCAGGACAGUCCCCUGUACCCCCCAUGUCCUCUCAUCCAGCAGGCAGGACACCCCCAGUCCCUGCUGCCCCACUGCUGUCCUCUCAUCCAGCAGGCCAGGACACCCACACCAUUCCCCUGCAGCCUCUGUCACCUGGGCAGCAGCUGGAGCGAGGCGGCUCCUCUCUCUGUGCCCACUGUGCCCGUGCCAGGCUCACAGCCUCUGGUGGGAGGUGGCAGUGAUGCCAG
Molecule: messenger RNA, 794 nt
Organism: Oncorhynchus masou masou (cherry salmon)
Lineage: Eukaryota; Metazoa; Chordata; Actinopteri; Salmoniformes; Salmonidae
Exons: 3
Source: RefSeq, a predicted model, not a curated record